AUGGCAAAUCAUCGUGCCGACGAAAAGCGAUUUCUGGACGAGAGGGGUUCAGGUGGUCCUCUUGCGCCAAACGGACUUAACCCCGCCACAAUCAUGGAGAAGCCAGUUCGUGAACGAAUUAUCGAUAGCUACUUCUGGAAGGAUCAAUGCUUCGCAGUCAAUGAGGCCGACAUUGUCGAUCGAGUCGUAACACAUGUCAAAUUUAUCGGCGGCACAUACGGAGAUGCACAGCGACCUUCACCAUUCCUCUGCCUCGCGUUCAAGCUUCUUCAACUCGGGCCGGGCGAUGACAUCUUGAGAGAGUAUUUGGAGUACGGUGGGGAGAAAUUCAAAUAUCUACGGGCACUGGCAUGCUUCUACAUCCGCUUGACAAGACAGGCGAAAGAUGUUUACCUAUUCCUGGAGCCGUACCUGGAGGAUCGGCGGAAACUAAAGCAGAAAAAACGAAUGGGCACAGCUCUAACUUACAUGGACCAGUUCGUCGAUGAUUUGUUGGAGAAAGAUAGGAUUUGCGCCACUACACUCUGGAAAAUGCCGAAACGGGAGGUAUUAGAGGAUCUAGAGGUAUUAGAAGCAAGAGUUAGUCCACUGGGUGACAUAGAAGAUUUGUUAGAGAGUGAUCCGGAACUAGUCAAUGAGAAUGGGGAAUCUAGGGGGAAAAGCCCGGGAAGUGAGUUUGAGGAAGUUACAUCUGAGUAG
Molecule: messenger RNA, 699 nt
Organism: Glarea lozoyensis ATCC 20868
Lineage: Eukaryota; Fungi; Ascomycota; Leotiomycetes; Helotiales; Helotiaceae
Exons: 1
Coding region: 1-699 (232 amino acids)
Cellular component (GO): precatalytic spliceosome
Source: RefSeq, a predicted model, not a curated record